Bicyclus anynana (squinting bush brown) is the source of this 937-nucleotide messenger RNA. Its product is annotated as insulin-like. Gene Ontology annotation, molecular function: hormone activity. Gene Ontology annotation, cellular component: extracellular region. The coding region runs from base 343 to 720 and encodes 125 amino acids. The transcript is spliced from 3 exons. The record is from RefSeq and is a predicted model, not a curated record. NCBI's taxonomy places the organism in Eukaryota, Metazoa, Arthropoda, Insecta, Lepidoptera, Nymphalidae.
UUUUGUUUUUAGCUGGUGUGUUGAUACGAUAGACGCCGUCGUCCCCCGUUGCCCGGAGAUAACAAAUUAACUGUUGCUAUGUGCACUCAAUUCACACUUGAAAUAAUUAUGGCUACACUGUGACAAUAGAUAAUGAUACUUGCGGAUGGCAGAGACUAAGGACUUAGCUCAUUAGAGCCACUCGGCAAACGGCCCGCAAUGCCUGGUGCCGUUAGUAUUUAAAUCCUGUGAUUGUCUAUUAAAUGUCUACAAUUCUACAUCAAUUCUGGAACAGCUGGUGAAACAUAUUGGGAUAAAAAUAUCUAGUCUGUGAUAGCCAGGCAUUUAUUAAAUGCUGAAAAUAUGUCAUACCGUCUUUCACAGGUGUACAUAAUAUUUUUUUUGCAAAGAAAUUUAAUGAUCGUGCAUGCAGAAGAGACGGCGACCAUAAAAAUGAGCGACAGAGUUUUUACGUGCAGCAAAUGGCUAUCUUCUAUUAUUGAUAAUUUAUGUAAUAAUGCUUAUAAAAUUGUGAAAAGGGACACUUCAGCUAUGUUGGAUAAGCUGUCACCGAAGGGCUUAAAGAGAAAAGAAAGAUAUAUCACAGACGAGAGGUGGAGGCGAGUGAAGCGACAGGUUGCUUCGGAGUGUUGCGAGAGGCCCUGCACUGUUCGCACCAUCAUCAUGUAUUGUCCCGACGACGCAAAACUGUUGACAGAAAACCCCGACAUAUUUAACUAAGAUACAAAGCUGUCUCACCUUCACCAUCACAGCCAAUGGACGUAUAUUACAUGACAUAAGUCGUAGAUCUUGUAGACUUUUUAUAUGGGGUGGAGGCGAGCGAAGCGACAGGUUGCUUCGGAGUGUUGCGAGAGGCCCUGCACUGUUCGCACCAUCAUCAUGUAUUGUCCCGACGACGCAAAACUGUUGACAGAAAACCCCGACAUAUUUAACUAAA